AUGCCUACUCGCAGAACCAGAAGCAACAAGCUGGAAGAGCUACUCAAUCUCACCAAUCAAGAGCUAGCACACUUAGAGCGUACAAACAGAAAAGCCAAGAAGCCAGUCGAGAUGGUCAAUCACAUAGUCUUGAUUCGCGGUGAAGAUGGGCUUCUGUUUGAUCCAGAAGGGAACCGGUACAAUGAGCAAGGGCAGAAACUUGAUGCUGCUGGGAAUGUGAUCCCAGAACCAGCUGUAGAUCCAGCUGCUCCUAACCCACCCCCCCUCAACCAAGCUGCUCCUAUUCAGCCUGCAGCUUUUCAGCCGGCACUACCCAAUGAAGGAGCAGGAGAGCAGCGCACACUAGGCGACCACAACAGGCCUGAUUUUUUCUAUGCGAAUCGCUCUGCAAUCCGACCUCCUCCGUUCCAGAGGAAUAACUUUGAGCUGAAACCUUCUUACUACACUCUUGUGGGUCUGCAACCCUUUCAUCCCACUGAGAAACCAAUGGAUCACAUUGAGAACUUCGAAGACCUGGCCAGCAGCAUCAAAGCCGAUGGCGUGAGCAUGGACUACCUUCUCUGCAAGCUUUUCCCUUACUCUCUUGCUGGGGAUGCAGCUUACUGGCUAAAGCAGUUGCAACCAGGAUCUUUGACAAACUGGGAGGAUACUAAGAAAGCCUUUCUGAACAAUUUCUAUGAUGAUGCAAUGUCUGAGGAGGCAAGGAACAACAUCUCUACAUUUCGUCAAGGACCUACUGAAGCGUUCAAGGCGGCUUGGGUUCGAUUCAGGUCAUAUCAGAGAGACUGUCCACACCAUGGUUUUAGUGAGAUUCAGCUGCUGGGCACCUUCUUUAGAGGCAUUGAUUGGCAGUAUCAGAUGGCUCUCGAUGCUGCGAGCAAUGGGAAUUUCAACACCAGGUAUCCACAUCAGGCUUACCAACUUAUUGAGAACUUGGCAUCUAGCAAUAGUACCAAGAAUGCUGAUUUAGAGAGGAAGAAGCUAGUUCAGUUUGCUAAUGAAGUGGAGACAUUUGAGCCACCAGAAGAAGAUAGAGAGGAAGAAGAUGUCAACUUUGUUAGUGGAAUUGGUUUUCAAGGUCAGAGGUUUGGUAAUCAGCAAGGUAACAGGGGCUACAAUGGAGGUGGACAGAGAAGUUCUUAUGCAGGAAAUCAGAACUCUUCAGGAUACACAAAGAGUCAAUAUCAGAAGCCUGACUACCUGAAGUCUGAUUAUCAAAAGCCUUCUUCAAGCAAUAGCUACACAAGGACCUACGGUUCUUCUUCUUAUCAAUCUCCUCCUGCGCAAGCACCAGACAGCGAGGUGAAGUCUAUGCUUGAACAGCUCCUUGAGGGUCAGCAGAAGAUGACAAUGAACUUUUAUGGGAAGAUGGAUGCCAUGUACCAAGACUUGCAUGGAAAAAUUGAUGCUUUGAACAUCCAUGUCAAGAAGUUGGAUACUCAAGUGGCUCAAACUGCUGAUUCUGUCAAGAGGCAAGAAGGAUACCUCCCUGGAAGAACUGAUGCUAAUCCUAAGCAUAACUGUAGUGCUAUCAGUCUGAGAAGUGGAAAAGUGCUGCAACCUGUGCUGAAAAAGGGUCCAAAUCUUGAGCAAAUCGUGGAAUUGCAGGAAAUUGAAGAUGAAGAUUUCGCUGCUACAGAUCUUGCGUCGGGCGACGCUGAGGAGUUGCGUCGGUCGACGCAGAAUUUGCAAGUGUCGACCGAUACAGAGGAGCUGUGUCGGGCGACACAGGAGGAUGCGUCGACGUUCGACGGGCGCUUGUCGACCGAGGGGGUCGACACAAACACUGAAGGGUCGACACCCAGAACAUGCGUCGACCGACACACCACUUGCGUCGGUCGAUGCAAGUCCCAGACGGCGACAAAACGUUCUGAAAAUGCUGAGAAGGUGCAGGAAAGUGUGUAUAAGCCUAAGGUACCCUUUCCUAAGCCUCCUAAGAAGUCUAAACAGGAGCUGGAGGAUGCUAAGUGCAAGGCUAUCAUGGAUAAGCUUGUGAUUGAGAUUCCUUUGAUUGAUGCUAUUAGAAUGACUCCUGUGAUAAGAAGAUAUGUGAAGAGGAUGGUCACCAAGAAUUUGAGUCUUGAGCAAGGAGUAAUGAUGAUCUCUGAACAAGUCAGUGAUGUGAUUCAGAACAGGAUUCCAGAGAAGCUUUCAGACCCUGGGAGUUUUGUGUUGGAUUGUACUAUCUUUUCUGACAGGUUCAAGAGAUGUUUGUGUGAUCUUGGUUCCAGUGUGAAUUUGAUGCCUCAUUCAGUUGCUCUCAGCUUGGGGAUGACUGAUUUUAAACCAACUCAUAUAUCUCUUAUCCUAGCUGAUCGGUCUGUGAGGAUUCCAGAAGGUAUUAUAGAGGAUGUUCCAAUCAAGGUAGGAGACUGCAUGAUUCCCACAGAUUUUGUUGUUUUGGAGUAUGGAGAGGAACCCAAAGACCCUCUCAUCCUUGGAAGACCAUUUUUAGCUACUGCUGGUGCCAUCAUUGAUGUGAGGAAAGGGAGCAUUGCUCUUAAUGUGGGUGAUUUGGUCAUGACCUUUGACAUGGAUAGGUUGAUGACAAGACCCUUGAUUGAUGGCCAGACAUUCUAUGUUGAUGUUCUCACUGAUUUUGCUGAAGAAGUCUUCAAGGAGAUGCACCCUGCAGACCCUUUAGAGAGAGCAUUGACUACCUCUACCAAAGAAGCAGAGUACUUGGACGACACAGCUGCUGGAUAUGUCAAGAUGCUGGACACUUGUGCUCAUGUGAUGGGAUUGGUUGCUCAAGAGGAGUUGGUUGUGACUGCUACACAAGCGAAGCUUGGCGAUUGGAGCGAGGAGAAAGCUCCCAAAAUUGAACUCAAGCAACUUCCUGCAGGAUUAAGGUAUGCAUUUCUUGGACCUAAUUCAACUUAUCCUGUUAUUGUUAAUGCUUCUUUAAACAACGCAGAGCUCACGUUACUGCUAAGCAAGCUGCGCACCUUUCGCAAAGCUCUUGGCUAUUCUCUUGAUGAUAUUGCAGGUAUUUCUCCAGAUUUGUGCAUGCAUAGGAUUCACCUUGAGGAGGAUACCAAAGCAACCAUUGAGCAUCAGAGAAGGCUGAAUCCGAAUCUGAAAGAGGUUGUCAAGAAGGAGAUUAUGAAGCUUCUAGAGGCUGGGAUCAUCUAUCCCAUUUCAGACAGUGCUUGGGCCAAUCCAGUGCAUGUGGUUCCUAAGAAAGGAGGAGUCACAGUGGUGAAGAAUGAGAAGAAUGAGCUGAUUCCUUCAAGGACUGUGACUAGACACAGGAUGUGUAUUAACUAUAGAAAGCUGAAUGCUGCGACAAGGAAAGAUCACUUCCAUUGCCCUUUAUUGAUCAGAUGCUGGAAAGGUUAG
This is a messenger RNA of Microthlaspi erraticum, 3342 nucleotides long. NCBI's taxonomy places the organism in Eukaryota, Viridiplantae, Streptophyta, Magnoliopsida, Brassicales, Brassicaceae. The record is from the annotation of a GenBank genome assembly.